GCAUGAGAACGAAUCAAGGUACCGCAGAACUUAUACCAACAAGGCUCGCACGCUGUCCCAUCGUGUUCGCGGACGUAUUCGUGAGUACAUAGCUGAGCGCAACUGACUACCCAUGCUUGACGUUAUGUUCGGCUCAAUCUCUUGCUUACGUCUCUCCACGGAAUGUCGACCAACUCUGUGUGGCUGUGCGGCGGCGACAGUGGUCUGGGUGCGGGAACUGACCACACUGACACGGUGUCGGUGGGAAUACUGGCUGGUUGAGCUGAGCUGGAGUCCCCCACCCACCGCGUCUGCUCGCACGCUUGGGUCACAACGAUGUGACCGCGCCGCCCGCCGCGACCGACACCUCUUCUCCGGGUCCUGCGACGUCCAAGUUGCCCGCACGCGCGGUCCCUGCACACGUCUCUGCACGUCCGUCACGCAUCUACUUCUUCCCGCUGUACCACAUCGCCACAGCGUCCACAACACGUUCUCAAAAGACAAAAUCACCCAGGUGUCAGGAGCACUACGACUUGUACGUGACGGCGGUGACACUGAGGAGUCUAGACACACAGUUGUUGCUGCAGUAGCAAUGAGAACAAGCAAUGUAUCCAGCCGGACAGCAGAUAAUAACCGGUACUUGUGGGUGUCAUGGCCAGCCCGAGCGUCAUGUACGUAUAGUAGACUUUGCUUUGCGCCUCCGGAUUCCCGAGCUCUGCCAGUGGUGCACGGUGGCGGGCAGCGGUGGCUGCUGUGGCGCGGCAGCCCGGCACCUCGGCCGGAAACAUAUCUUCGCGCAAGCGCGAAACGUCUAUCAAUAUGAGUUUGGCUGUCAGUGCGUCAACACGCGGAUCACCCAACUCAGCUGUACUUUCCGUGUUCAAAAUCCUUGUCCAUCGAUUUCUA
Rhodofomes roseus is the source of this 885-nucleotide messenger RNA. RefSeq lists its product as uncharacterized. The coding region runs from base 113 to 802 and encodes 229 amino acids. The transcript has 3 exons. NCBI's taxonomy places the organism in Eukaryota, Fungi, Basidiomycota, Agaricomycetes, Polyporales, Fomitopsidaceae. The record is from RefSeq and is a predicted model, not a curated record.